Molecule: messenger RNA, 1042 nt
Organism: Racocetra persica
Lineage: Eukaryota; Fungi; Glomeromycota; Glomeromycetes; Diversisporales; Gigasporaceae
Source: the annotation of a GenBank genome assembly
UGAGCAUCAAGACAUUAUCGCUAGUAAAGCAGAUAUGCCAAAAGAGACGGAUGAAAGAAUAAAUCAUGGACCAACAUUAGUGAUUCAUGGUGGUGCAGGAGUAAUAGAUCGUGCAAACUUCCCGGAAAGCAAGCAAAAAGAAUAUCUUGAUGCAUUAAAAGAGUCACUUUUAGUUGGGUAUGAAGUACUGAGAAAAGGGGGAAGUUCUUUUGACGCCGUUGUUGCUUCCGUCAUAGUUAUGGAAGAUUGCCCGUUUUUCAACGCUGGUAAAGGAUCAGUAUUUACUAUAAGUGGCAAGAAUGAAUUGGAGGCAUCAAUUAUGCAUGGAGUCGACUCCCACCCAGCUGGUGCAUGUACAUUACUCAAAACAGUCAAAAAUCCAAUAAUUUUGGCUAAAACUCUUCUUCAGGACCCUGAAAAUCCACAUGUAUUCCUUGGAGGAAUUGAAGCUGAAAACUACGCGAAAUCGAAAGGAUUAGAAAUGGUGGAUCCGGGUUAUUUUUGGACAAAACAUAGAUGGAAGCAACAUUUAGAUGGAUUAGAAAAGAAAGACCUGAUACCUGAAAAUUUGAGAAUGUUAAAUAAUCUCGAUGCUGGCGAUUCAAGUGAUAAUGAUCCAAAUCCGAUAGGAACAGUUGGAGCUGUUGCGGUUGAUAUAGAUGGGAUCAUUUCUACGGCCACAUCUACGGGCGGAUUCAAUAAUAAAAAAGAUGGUCGUAUCGGGGAUACACCAUUAAUAGCAUGUGGAACUUGGGCCGAUAAUGAAACAUGUGGUGUCAGUGGUACUGGAAAUGGCGAAUUUUUCAUUCGUCAUAGUGUUGCAUAUGAUGUGGCAGCGAGAAUGAAAUACCUUGAAGAAAGUGUGCAAGAUGCGGCUUCUAACGUUAUCGAGCAUUUAUCGAAAGUUGGUGGUAUUGGUGGAGUCAUUGCAUUGGAUAAAUACGGAAAUUUUGCCAUGCCUUUCAAUACCGAAGGAAUGUUCAGAGGAUAUAUUCGCAUUUCUGAAGGUAUUCCAUAUGCUAAUGUAUUCAAAGAUGAGUGA